AUGGUUGAUAGCGAGACGAAUUCACCCACGUGGAAGUUCACGCAGUGUUUUGGUGACAAGGGCGAUGUUGAGGACAUCACCGAAGCUGAUAUCAUCUCGACGGUUGAGUUCGACCAUACCGGAAACUAUCUCGCUACUGGCGACAAGGGAGGUAGAGUAGUGCUCUUCGAACGCAAUGAGACGAAAAAAACCUGCGAGUACAAGUUUCACACCGAGUUUCAGUCGCAUGAGCCCGAAUUCGACUAUUUGAAGUCCCUCGAGAUCGAGGAAAAGAUCAACAAGAUAAAGUGGUGCAGGCGACAAAACGCUUCACACUAUCUGUUGUCUACCAAUGACAAGACAAUCAAGCUAUGGAAGGUGUUUGAGAAGUCGCUCAAGGUUGUGGCGGAGAACAAUCUCUCUCACGAUGUAACUCCUGGGAGCAUUGCAGGUGGUGGCGGCGCUCCCAAGCCUUUACCGUCUCAUCAGUUUAAGAACGCCGCCGACCUAAAGCUGCCUCGGCUCACACAUCAUGACACAGUGGUUGCCGCCGUGCCACGCCGGACAUACGCCAACGCACAUGCCUAUCAUAUCAACAGCAUCUCGGUGAACAGUGACGGAGAGACCUUCAUCAGCAGCGAUGAUUUGCGGAUCAACCUCUGGAACCUCAAUAUUCAGGACCAAAGCUUCAACAUUGUCGACAUCAAGCCUGCCAAUAUGGAGGAACUUACUGAAGUGAUCACAGCAGCCGAAUUCCACCCCAUGAGCUGCAACUGGUUCAUGUAUGCCAGCUCUAAGGGUACCAUCAAGCUUGCUGACAUGCGAGAGAGUGCUCUAUGCGACCAGCACGCGAAACUAUUCGAGCAGGAAGAAGACCCCUCGUCGCGAUCCUUCUUUUCCGAAAUCAUCUCCUCUAUCUCCGACGUCCGGUUCUCACAUGACGGCCGAUACAUCUUAUCUCGCGAUUACCUAACUGUAAAGAUUUGGGAUAUCAACAUGGAGCGACAGCCUGUAAAGACGAUACCGAUCCACGAGCAUCUCCGGCCACGAUUGUGUGACACAUACGAGAACGAUAGUAUAUUCGACAAGUUUGAAGUUGUCUUCUCUGGUGAUGCGAAGAACGUUAUGACAGGCAGUUAUAACAACAAUUUCAUGAUCUAUCCUUCAGACCCUGACAAGGAGGUCGAGGUGGUCCUUCAGGCGGACAAGUCGGCUUUCAAGGCGAAGAAGGUUGGUGUGCCCACACCAAUCAACGCUUCGACAAGCCCAACAGCCACCAAUGGCAAGAAGGGUGGAUCUAGGGCUGGUAGUCCAGGCGGUCAGGGCCAGCGAAUGCGUAAGGAGACAGACGCGGACCAGAUCGAUUUCAACAAGAAGAUCCUGCAUAUGAGUUGGCAUCCCUUCGAGGACAGUAUUGCGAUUGCAGCUACGAACAAUCUCUUUGUCUUCUCGGCACUCUAG
This is a messenger RNA of Fusarium mangiferae, 1440 nucleotides long. Its product is annotated as RGB-1 protein phosphatase 2A regulatory B subunit. Gene Ontology annotation, cellular component: cytosol; protein phosphatase type 2A complex. The record is from RefSeq and is a predicted model, not a curated record. Lineage: Eukaryota; Fungi; Ascomycota; Sordariomycetes; Hypocreales; Nectriaceae. Bases 1 to 1440 code for a protein of 479 amino acids. Gene Ontology annotation, molecular function: protein binding; protein phosphatase regulator activity. The transcript has 6 exons. Gene Ontology annotation, biological process: peptidyl-serine dephosphorylation.